Molecule: messenger RNA, 939 nt
Organism: Mustela lutreola (European mink)
Lineage: Eukaryota; Metazoa; Chordata; Mammalia; Carnivora; Mustelidae
Product: putative olfactory receptor 2B8
Exons: 1
Coding region: 1-939 (312 amino acids)
Biological process (GO): G protein-coupled receptor signaling pathway
Cellular component (GO): membrane
Molecular function (GO): olfactory receptor activity; G protein-coupled receptor activity
Source: RefSeq, a predicted model, not a curated record
AUGGAACAGAAGAAUGGCAGCUCUUUCACUGGGUUUAUACUGUUCGGUUUCUCUGACCGACCUCAACUGGAGCUAGUCCUCUUUGUGGUUCUUCUGAUCUUCUAUCUGUUCACUCUGCUGGGAAACACCACCAUCAUUGCCUUGUCCCACCUUGACCCACAUCUUCAGACUCCCAUGUACUUUUUCCUCUCCAACCUAAGCUUUCUGGACCUGUGUUACACGACCAGCACUGUCCCUCAGCUCUUGGUUCAUCUCAGGACAACAGACAAGUCUAUCUCAUUUGGUGGCUGUGUAGUUCAGCUGUUCCUCUCGCUAGGUUUGGGAGGUACAGAAUGCAUUCUGUUAGGCGUCAUGGCAUUUGACCGCUAUGCAGCCAUCUGCAAGCCCCUGCAGUACACCGUGAUCAUGCACCCCCGUCUCUGUGCCCUCAUGGCUUCUGCAUCAUGGUUCAUUGGUUUUGCCAACUCCUCACUGGAGACAGUGCUUAUCUUCCUCAUACCACUCUGUGGGAGAAAUAAAAUAGACCACUUCUUUUGUGAGGUCCCCCCACUGCUCAAGCUUGCCUGUGUUGAUACCACUGUAUAUGAGUCUGAGAUCUUCUUUUCCAGCAUGAUCUUUCUUAUCAUACCUCUGGCAUUAAUCACCUUUUCCUAUGGUUGGAUUGUUAGGGCAGUCUUAAGAAUAAAGUCAGCCUCGGGGCAGAAAAAAGCAGUUGGCACAUGUGGGUCCCACAUCACAGUGGUCUCCCUGUUCUAUGGCACGGCUAUCUAUGUUUACCUCCAGCCCAGCAACAACUACUCCCAGGAUCAGGUCAAGUUUGUUUCUCUGUUCUACACUAUCAUCACACCCAUGGUCAACCCCAUCUUAUAUACACUGAGGAACAAGGAUAUGAUGGGAGCAAUAAAGAAGGUGCUAUUGAGAGCACAUGACUCUAGAUGA